Messenger RNA from Dermacentor albipictus, 11159 nucleotides. It is a transcript of the gene wwk, whose product is annotated as white walker. The record is from RefSeq and is a predicted model, not a curated record. NCBI's taxonomy places the organism in Eukaryota, Metazoa, Arthropoda, Arachnida, Ixodida, Ixodidae.
GCCCUUAGGCGCCACCUGCUGCACAGUAUGGCACAGAAAGAGCCCGUUUCCGAGAAGGAACUGCGAGACAGGAAGCACCGAACAUCCGCUGAAAUUAGUUUAUUGUUUAUUCGUACUUGCUGUAAACAAAAGGUCGCCAUACGUUGAGGCUGUAAACCAGGCGCACGUCCGUACUUGUGCAUUAGCGCGAACUUGUGCGUUGUUGUUUUGAAACAGCUGAUUAAAACAGCGACAUGCUGAUAUACCGCUGACACCGCCGAGGCAUACCGAGGUGCCGCGACUGACGUGUCUGCGUGCUUGACCCAGUUUUCAACAGUGCUCACAAGGAGUGCAAGAGAAAGGUGUUUCUAAUGGGCCAUGACUACAGAAGUUGCUGAAGUUUCCAUGUGGAUUACACGCGGUCGAUAGAUCUCUUGCAUCAGGGGGAAAAAAAGGAGAGAGAGAGAGACGACUAUGGAGGUGCCAUGAAUGCGGAUGGUUGGCCGCAUUUGCUGUAAAAGUCGUGGCAAGCGUUUCGGCUUGUUUGCCUCGUGGAGUACUUAUCAGUGCCCAUCGCAGACUGUUGCCGCUUGUACCUAAAAUGGAGUGUUGAGAGCCCAAUGAACAGAGGAAAAGGCUAACGCCUCCUCUACUGGGCCAGCGCCUCACAGGGCCAGUCAGACGUCGUCUGCUCGCAUAUAUGGAGUCGUACCGACGGAAGCGGAGAGACGCUUUCCGAUUGCUGUCAGCGGGGCGCCUUGUGGGCCGCCGUUGGCGUCUGUUCCAGAGGACUCAACAGCAAGAAGGCGAUCUGGUGCUGACAUUCUCAGCUAAUACAGAUGCUUCAGUGGUGUCAUGGUUCCAGGAACGGCUGCACAGAAAGGUUCCUCAGCUCAUUGUCCAGCUCUGUCGCCACCCACAAAUGGGUCAAGCUGCACUCUACUGCAGUCCUGUCGCUGAGCACCUGCUCCUACGUGGGGCCGAGGAGUUGCGGCUGCGCAAGCGCUUGCGCCCAGAGUGGGGUGGGGGCCACCGAGAGUUCACUUGUGCCGAGCAAGACUGCUUUGAAGGGAGCGGCCAGCUUAGUGGCCAGGAGCGGCAACGGGUGAUGCUGCACUGGCUGCGGGAGGCACUGCGUGCUUCUGGGCCAGGGGACCAUCCGGGCCCACCAUCAGGGCAUCGAACACCUUGCCUCGAGGGCCAGUGUCUGGUGGAAUGGUGCCUUGCAGAAGGCCUGCUCUGUCAGCUGGUGGCCCUACACUCUCCCAAGGAGUUAGACUGGCUCAAGAAACACUGGGUGCUAGCUUUCUUUCGGCAGCAGCCACUAGAACGUGUGCGGAACUACUUUGGUGCUAAGGUGGCCAUGUACUUUGCCUGGCUGGGCCACUACACAUGGUCUCUGGCUGUGCCAGCCAUUGUUGGUCUGCUUGUGGGCCUGUCUUGUGGCUCUCACGGAGAACAGGCGCAGGAGGACGCAUGCUUGGUGGGCUUUACACUGCUCAACAUGCUUUGGGCGACCAUCUACCUCGAGCUGUGGAAACGAUACUCUUCUGAGCUUUCCUACCAGUGGGGCACUCUGGAUGAGCAGAACGAGCUGCUUGUAGAGCCACGGCCUCAGUUCAGGGGUGAGCCCAGCCGGAGUCCUGUGACGGGGCGCUUAGAGCCCAACUAUCCUGGCUGGAGGAGGCACCUGUUCCGAUAUCUUGUGACACUGCCAGUGGUGGCUUGCUGCCUUCUGAUUGUAGUACUGGCCGUCUUCCUCAUCUUUCAGCUCCAGCACUGGUGGGACGAGUGGCGUGUCCAGAGGCACUUUCUAGGCAACUUUUCUUUCUUGCCUAAGAUACUGCUGGCUGUGGUGAUCCACGUGCUUGACACCGUCUACUACCGCAUUGCUCUCUGGCUUAAUGACAUGGAGAACUACAGGCUGGAUCAGGACUACGAAGAUCAGCUGAUUAUAAAGAUUGCAGUGUUCCAGUUUGUCAACUCGUUCCUGUCACUCUUCUACAUUGCCUUCUACCUCCAAGACAUGGAGCAGCUUCGAGAGCAACUUGCAACACUUUUGAUCACACGUCAAGUCCUCGGAAAUAUCAAGGAGAGUGUCAUACCAUUCUUGGUAGAGAGGCUGCACUUGGCUUGCCUCGAGUUGAGCAGCACUGAAGAAUCUCCGUCAAGUGCAACACCUGAAGAAAGUCCAGCCACCAGCAGUGCAUCAACACCCAAGUUAAGCCAGGGUGAAAUAGAGUGUGCCAUGUUCAAGUACGAAGGCACCUUUGAGGACUACCUGGAGAUGUUCAUCCAGUUUGGCCAUGUGACCCUCUUCUCAUCUGCCUUUCCAUGGGCUGCUCUGUGCGCCUUGCUCAACAACCUAGUUGAAGUGCGCAGCGAUGCCUUCAAGCUGUGCUUUGUCUUCCAGCGCCCCUUUGCUCAGCAGGCCAACAGCAUCGGUACCUGGCAGGUGGCCAUGGAGGUCAUGGGUAUGCUGGCAGUGGUAGUGAACUGUGCACUGAUGGGCACCCUUGGUCAGGUGCAGCGGCUCUGGCCUUCGCUCACUCCCAUUGAGGUGCUGCUUGGUCUGGUGGUGCUGGAGCAUGUGGUCCUCUGCAUCAAGUUUGCAAUUGCUUACGCCAUCCCUGACGUUCCCGAGUGGGUUGCUACUGAAAUGGCCAAGACAGAAUUUCGCCGAAGAAAAGCUGCCAAGGAUGCCAAGCUGACCACGGCUACCAGGGGCACCUGCACUUCUGAAGAUUUACUCAGCCCCGAACAUCGCUGCCUGUGGGACCCACUGAGCACUAGCGAGCUAGAUCCAGCCAGCCAGCCAGGUUCACUGCCCAGUUGGGUAGGACGUCUUCUGCGGAUGCCUGUCACUAAGCCAAGACAAAGGCGACGUACUAUGCCUACAUCCCAGCAGUAACAGCUUGAAAAAUUCCCACUGUGGCUGAUACCACAACACAUUACUGGUGUUAGACAGCACCUUUUCUCUUAAGAUGCUGGAUUGAAUGGGAGCAAGCUGCUCCUUGAGCGAAGUGAUUUUUUGGGCAGACGUUUGCCUGCAAAAGAAAACGACUGUUUAGCAGCAGUUAUGCCGACAAGUAUGCACAGCAGUUGUGUAACCAAAGCCACUGGUUACAUUCAGCCCCACUCACUUGCUAUGUGGAAAGUAAAUCACAUGAAGUGAUUUUUUGGGCAGACGUUUGCCUGCAAAAGAAAACGACUGUUUAGCAGCAGUGAUGCCGACAAGUAUGCACAGCAGUUGUGUAACCAAAGCCACUGGUUACAUUCAGCCCCACUCACUUGCUAUGUGGAAAGUGUCAUUGCACAUUCAGGGUGAUUCAGUAGUUUGUGUGAAGAUUUCAGAAAGUGGUAUACAAGUAUCAUAAUGAAAGAACAACUUGAUAUUACAUAUCUGGCUUGAGGUGGAACAGAAGUGUGAUACCAUCGCUCAUGUAUGCUAGAACAUAGGAGCUGAAUACUGGCACUUCUUGCUCAAGUGUACUUUCUCCUAAGGUUGUGUAAUGUGAGUACACAGAAGGCUGCAGCAGGUCAUUGCAAGGCAAAGUGGGCAGGCUGUUGCAACAUGAGUUUGUGGUAGAUCACCAUAAAAGUCAGGGAAGUGAUGAAUGUUGACUUAAUUACAUUAACAUGCAACAGUUAAACUGUAAAGGCUCAUUGUACUGUGACCUUUUGGUGGCACUUAGUACUCGAUUUUAGAGUCAGAACAGCUGCAUAAUACUUGCAGGCACUUGUCACCAGGUUGCACCAGCAUAAGUUUACAAGCUUUGAACCAACACAUGAUGCAUCACAUUUGUCAGUCCAAUACAGGUGAUAGUGAGAUAGUUCUGUCAUUGUGCCAGUGUACAACAAGCAUACCAAAUCUGUCAGCUAUGUGCAGUGCCAGUGCCAUGCUAUCACCAAUGACAUUCAUCUCUGAUAGAUGUAGCUUACCUGCCUUCAUUUGCUGGCACGAAACAUUGUGGAGCACUUUGGUGUAACUUGAGAUUGUCACUCUCAUCCCUGAUUGUGCCAGCAUUGCUUAAAUAUGAGUGAAAUCCGUAAAGUGCCAUUUAGCAAAUAUCUGAGCGGAGCUUUAAGAACCCAAAAGGGUCCUGAAUUAGCACUAAACACUAGGUUUAUGGCCCACAUCUGUAGUACAUGCUAGAGUGAUACCAUAGCACAUGACGCACAUUUCACCAUUAUUAGUGUAAACACGACCAGAUGAAGGGCGUGACAGAAGUAUUGGUUGCAGGAAAAUUGCCUUUGUUUGGAAGCAUUAGCUUUUUAGCAGUGUUCUACAACUUGAAGUUGUGUUGGCCAUUACUGGCUGUUGCUCACUGCAUUGUAAAUUAUCAGGUAGGCAAUGGUUUCAACAACUACUGCAGUGCAUUUUGCAACAUUGCUUCAGGCCCUCUUCUGAUUUUUUCAGUUUGCAUGCUUUGGUGUAAAUGCUGUGGUGUGCUUUUGUAUGUCAUAUUCAGUCAAGCAAAAUCACAAUAAACCUGGCCUAGCCCUGCACCAGGAUAUCUGCACAGUUCGCUAUUACUAAUGGCAUCAGCUCAGCCAUUUGUUGACUGUAAUAAGGCCACAAACAUCAGCUUUUGCUUCAGUGUGAAGCCAAACUGUCCUUGCAGUACUUUUAUUGCAGUGCUGCCAGCGAAAUAAUGUGGUGCAGCAUCCUACCUGUGACAUUUUCAUGAAUCAGUUCACUUAUACUGACUGACAACGAAGCAGGCUCCUGGUACUAAGUGCUGUUGCAUGCCCACCUUUUGUCUCCUUUUGUCUUGUCUUUCUUUUGCAAACUUGAAGACUACACACACUAGAAAGAAGGCUACUGAUGAAAUGAAUGCCUAAUUAACCCUGACCUCCGACAUGUCAUCCUGUCAGCCUUGCCUUACUGUGUUGGAAUUAUAGCUUGAUAGCAUCUUGAUGAUACAGGAGUUCUUAUGGGAAGUGCUUCUACAUCAAAUGCAUAAAAGCAUUGAGAUUGCAGGUUGCAAAAGUCUGGAAUAAGUGAGGGCGGCUCAAAAUAUGGGUAAUGGACGCAGGCAUCAAUUGGUCAUCUUUCAAGUUUAACAGUAAUCUUUCCUCAAGGAGCAGUUGCUUUCACACAGUUGCAAAACAAGAUCAGUAAAAUGCCAGAACAUGCGUGGGCUGUACUGGUAUGAGUGCAUUACUCUCUCUUAGUCCUAACAUGCAUUCAGUUUACAGUCUUGUUUUCCAACUGUGCCACAGUGAGUGCUCUUUGAAAGAACUGUUCAAUAAACAUUGCAGUUGAAAACUGUUGUCUGCCAUUUGCUUAUUUUCUGUACAUACGUUUUGCAAGUCAUUAAAGUGAACACUUAGUGCUCUAUAAGAGGUUAAAAGUCUGUAUAUGCUCAUGUAUAUGUGCUCAUGAAGCGGUCACGAGAUAAUGAAGCAACCUUCCUUGAUAAAGAAGAAAGUUGUUCAUGCUCUAUGAGUACAAAAACCAGCAGUGCGAGCCUUCUAAACAAGACAAGACAGGUGCCUCAUCAUUGUCUGAUGACUCGCAGUUUACCUUUUAUGAAAUGCGCAGUUGGUUCAGAAGUUCACUGUUAGGCCCAUGGCCAGCAGCUCAAAAAUUUAUCCAAACACUUCUUGCUGUGCUUUCAAGACUGCCAUGUCAGACUUCAACAAGAGUUUUACUGUUUCUGUGUACACUGCAGUGUUGCAGGAAAAGUAAGAAAGCAAAGUGUUGCCAUUGUUAUUAUAAGUCUUUCAAUCUUUCUACAGUCAGUCAUGAUACAGGAUGGCAUUGAGCAAGACUAUGAAUUCUUCAGGAUGUACAACUGAAGCUUGCAUGUGCUUAAGGUGUGUGAUGUCACUGUGGCAUUGCAGAAGUGUGUAUUUUCUCUCUUAACUUUUGUAACACUGAUAGAACUAUGUCACUUGUGCUUGUUCCUGGUGCUGCCUUCCUCUUACUGCUAAGCUUUCACUCUUGUCUUUGAUGCUUGUGGGUAAUGUAGCCAUUAGUAAGCAGUAAAAACAAAGUGAUCUUUUCCAGGAUGGAUUUGUUGUCAGAUGGCGUGAUACACCACAAAUAAUUCCAGAACAUUAUUUAUUAUGAGCUGUUCUAUAUUCUACAAACAACACACAACACCCCGUGACAUCAGAGUUGCAGCACAUUGUUUGAAAGUAGAUGACACUGAAGCCUGGAUGUCUUCUCUUGUUCAAAGAAGGUACCGAUUACUGCACGCUUCUCUAAUCAUAUGCAUGUUUCAUGCACUGAGGCAUAUUAUUAUGGCCAUUAUUUUAUAGCUAAAGUAUUUAUUCAUGAGAAAUGUUAUUGAGGUUUUAACCUGAGCUACAGGGUAAAAUAUGGUUAGAGAUGGGCUUGAAACAUUUUAUUGAGCUCUCGUGUUGGCCUAGUUGUUCUGCAUAUAUUUGUGAGGAUCUCUGCAAUAUAAAAGCGACUAACUAUCCAACAUAUAGUACUAGUUUUCUCUGACUAGCUUGCAUAAUAUUACAAGCUCAAGCAACAUACUCAAACAGUUGCAACUGCACAGCACAUGUGGGCAUUAUGUGUGUCCGCAUUUAUGUAAUGUGUAAUUUUGCUGGAUCAGUAUUGACAUAACUCUCGAUGUACUCUGAACUUUGUACUUAUGCUUACACAAUAUUACAGCAAAAAUCACAAGCACAUGCUUAGCUUCCUUGGGUUCUUGUUUCUUUUGCAAUCUUGCUAAAAAAUAGCCUUGAUGUUUGUAUAUUCUGGCUUAAAUAGCCACACCAGGCUUAAAGCCUGUCAUAAAGAAUGUGCGGUAUUUACUAUAAAACUUACAACUUGCAACUAUGGAUGUUUGUAUCACAACGAGACAAACAGGUACAUUAACGACCAGAGACUGUCAUAUCUAUAGUUUAGUCUAGACCUUACUUCUGGUUCACCCAACUGCUUGAAAUUUGUGCUACAUGCAUUCCUUAUUCUGAACAUGUGAUCUGGUCUGUUUUCUGUCAUGUUUCGCUCGUCCUUCAGUCACACAAAAUGCACAAUCAUCCUCACUUUUGUGCCGUACAGCUUUGUGCUCGAUAGUAAUAGAUGAUCACUUUUUGGGUUGCUUACUUUACUUUGGGGACCUAGUUGAUAUAGUACCACUUUUUUAUUUUCCUCUUGUCACAUGUGCUACUUUUUCUUCUUCCGCACUCAUUUAGCUCACUCACAUUUCACUAAACUGAAUACAGUUAAACAUUGAUAUAACGAACUCAGUAAAAUCGGCAAUUGCUUCAUUAUAUUGAAAUUUCUUUGUAUUGAAAUUCGACCUACUAUGCAAAUAAGUACAGUCGUCGAUCGAUUUUUUUCUAAAAGAAAAGGGGCCACAGAAUUUUUUGAACGACCGGGCAAUUGAAAAAGCAAACUUAAAAUGAUAAAACAGUUCAUUUUGAUGAAUUUGGUAGUCAGCAACGAAUGAUACGAUUUCAUGCCACGUCAACAAUAUCUUCACAUUCUUGACAUUUGUUGCUCUGGAUGGCAGCCAUUUGCAGUGAUAUUGCGGGCAAGGUGCAGCUUGGGCUGAUAAAGAAGCAUGCAAAGAAGUAGAGUUGACAUAGAAUUGCUGGCAUAAGAGUAGAUCACGGUCAAGCACGCACAAACAAGGACAAGGCAUAAGAGCUGAGUCGGCCUAGUUGGUGCUGAUUCAUUAUUAACUGCAGCGGAAUAUGAAAACAAUGGACAGAAAAAAAGUCAACACAGAGAGCGCUCUGUGUUUUAACCUUGUCUCUGUCAAUUGUCUUUGCAAUUAAUAAUUGAAUGGAAGUGUUACAUCAAUCCAGUAUUGGAUUGUCGCGACCCUGUGCCUUCAUUCUUGAGUAAUCUCGGAGUUAUAUUUUGCUUUGACUAACAAUGAUGUGUUCUUGUUGCAAGGUAUAUUUCCUAUUAAUGUGUUCAUUCCCUUCUUGGGAUUUUUAAAUAAUUCUUUGCUACCUGCUCAUUUAUUUCUACUGAUGACAAUCUUGCCAAAAGUGUACUGUUUUCGGGUGUAACUGCAACUUGACUUUUCUGGGCUGGUUCAAGGGAGACAAAAAUGUUUUGGGUCUGUUUAGUCUGGAGCAGGAGGCUUUCUUUCAUCGUUAUUGGUCUGAAUUAAGUAUUGUAUUUUUAAUUUCCUCUUGCUAGCCACUAUGGCAUGUGCUGCAUUGUUAUGCUGUGCCCCUCCCUCCCCACUGGAAACAGAUAAAGUGACAAGUAUACCUUCAAUUCUGUGGUAGCGUUUCACUUAUUUACAUUUUUUUCCACUUUUGCUAACUACAUCUGCAAAUGUUGCAAUCAAUGUACAUUAUUUUUCAAAAUUUCUGAUGAGAAUGGAAUACUUCAAGUCUUUCUGAUGAAGUUACGUUAACUCUGUCUCUACAACCGUAGAAUUUCAUUUGAAGCAACUGAAGAUGAAUCAAGCAUGGUGCAAGACAUAAUUAUAGCUUACUACAUAAAGACAUAUGCAGACCCACUUGUGUUUAAAUGAAUACAUGUUGAGCAGUUAUAAAAUAGAUGUACACUAUCCUUGUUUGCAAAUGUAGCAGAUGGGUCAGUGUUUCGGUACCAGUCAGCAUACACACCAGCCUAAAUAUAUUCGUUGUAACUACAAUGUGACAAUAUCAAAUGUGAGCAGGUUUUGACUAUUCAUCUUUUGCAAUAAGCCAUUUCUUGACCACGUCUCUCCGUCCUGUGAAGUGUAGAGGUUUUUGAUUUAACUGUAAUCUGCUAUUUACUUCGAACUACAGCUAUAAACAAAGCAAGCCAAACAAAAUUUUGAGAUUGGUUUGAAUUAGAGGUGGGAAAAUAUCAACUUUUUCAAAUACGAAUCGAAUACAAACAGUAAGUAUUGAAUAUUGAAUUAAAUGCUGUAUAGUGAGACGUAGUCUCAUAUACUUAAAGCAGGAACACAUAUUUCACUAUAAUUAGGUAUGCUGCUUGUACUUUCUUGUAAAAAAAGACCACUCACUAUCGUAGACAAUUAGGAUCCAUUUUGAACAUAAAAUUGCCAAUUGUCAUAAAAAACUGCACGAAUACCCUCUGAACAUCUUUAGAGCCAGAUUGCAAGCAAGCCUUCCAAGGAUAUAUAGCUGGUAAAUAAAUGUUUACCAAAAAGAAAAAUUAGAAGUUGUUGGGGAAAAAAAAGGGCUGCUGAAGGACUUGUGUGCUGUUAUCAUGUGUAUAAGGGCCCUUUGUAGAGAAAGAUUAUUAUGUGACUAGAGUACCAAAUACACUAAAUGACAGACUAUGAGCAAAAAUCACAGGUUGUUGUGGACACGUGCAAGGUUCUGUCGUGAAACCGAAAAAAAAAAAAUCUUAAUUACUCAUUUUGUCACUGUGUGGCUUCGAAAACUUUUGUAGUUUCACUUCCGGCAAUUUUGGACAGUUUUCUCAGCAGACAGAACAGUAACCAGACUUUAAUAGUCAGUUGUUGCAAAAUGCCUGGCCAGUUAUGAUACCUUAAAAUAUCAAAUAGUUCAUUUUCAUAUACAAAUAUGAAUAGUUAGUGCAUAAUACUAUUUUAUUCAUAUUCGAAACUUUGAAUAUUUGCCUACACCUAAUUAGAAAUAAACAGGACUUCGAUUAAUUCUUGUUUGUAUUAGAGCAAAUCUACCAUAUUAGAUUGGACAGCUCGAGAAUUGGAGCAUGCUGACAUAAAGAAGUGCCGUCUGUGUGUUUUCUUUCUGCAAGUCUGUUCAGGCAUCCAACCUUUCUUUCCACUAGCUGUGUGCCCCGAUUAGGCAUUAUCGAAUGCUACAACAGCGGAAAUUUGCAAAAGCCAUGCAAAAGCCACUAGGAUUGCUAACAUCUACAAUGCAUACUUACAAAUGGGAAAAUAUAUAAAGUAUAAAAUUUUAUAUUUGAAACCCACAUUUCUCGGAUAUCAGUGUUCAAUCCAACCAAAAAAGUCACAGGCCUGCACGGCACAUGCAACACAGUCACAGCAAAAGAUGGAGGAGCGGCUCCAUAGGAGCUCCAUUUUCGGCAGCACGCAUAGCAGGGCACUCGCAGCGAAGUCCCUUCGUGUGAUUUUCAUGAGAACGAUCAGAACUGUCCGCCCGGUGUCAACAGUGAGCUGUGGCUUGUGCAGCUCUCUGCACAGCAGUCUGCUGAGUCCGACGUUGCCUAGUUGCAGCUGUGCGCAUAGCUCUACGAUUUGCUUCUUCAGUGGCGGUUCGUACCUUGCGAGGAGGUGCCAUACCGUGUACUGAAGAAUACACACAUGCAUCCAGACAAUGCCGCACACAUGUCACAUCCCUUGACCCAUGGCACGAUAUGAUGCAACUGCUAGAUGUCAUGGCACCUGGUGGAAUACAAUGCAACUGCAAUGUAAAGUUUGCAUGCAUCAACGCUACGCGGCAUGCAUCUCGCAUCGCGUGACAAGUGGCAUGAUACGAUGCUGCUGCUCAUGGAGAAAGAAAAAAUCUAGGAGGGAGCAUUAAAUCAUGUAGCCAGCAUUGGCAAACACACUGUGAAGCCACAGUACUGGCCCAACACGUGACCUCUUGUGUCAAGAUCGCAGAGCAAGAAUCAAGAUUUGCCGAGGUGUUUGAUUCCCAGUAGCUAUGCCAGUAGUUUGGCACAUUUGUUCGGCUGCUCUGCUGUGGCUCUGCCUGCAGAACGGGAACCAUGGAGGAACGAAAAAGUGAGGAGGGAACAUUAUGUCACGCAGCCAGCCUUGGCAAGGGAACGCUCUGUGAAGCCCAUAUAUUUACUCAGUGGUGGCUCAACACGUCACCUGUUCCAUUGAGAUCAUGGAGCAAGAAUAGAGAUAUGCUGAGACGUAUGGUUCCCACUAGCUAUGCCAGUAGUCUUUAUUUGGUGUGUGCUUGUUUGGCUGCCCUCCUAUGGUUCUGCCUACAGAGUGUGAACACUAAAACCAAAUGCACGCUUUGAUGUGCAAUCAAGUGUUGGGCCGACAGGUUGGGCUUCAAUUACGUUGCGGUAUGCUCCCUCCUAUCUUUUCUUUUUUCCUCCAUGCUCCUGCUGUUUAUGAUGUUGAUGGUGAUGACUUAUUGGCAUCCCCUUUGAAACAGGGUAGUGACAAAUAUUCAUCUAGCCUGCUUGAUUUAAUUAGGUAUGCUAUACAUAUUUUUCAUACUAGCAUUUUUGUACACAUCUGCUUAAUAUUUUUUUUUCUUCCUCAAACGUUCUCUACCUGCCUUGUACCGCUACCUAUGCUGGAUGAAUAAAUGGAUGGAUGUUA